Molecule: messenger RNA, 436 nt
Organism: Aspergillus wentii DTO 134E9
Lineage: Eukaryota; Fungi; Ascomycota; Eurotiomycetes; Eurotiales; Aspergillaceae
Exons: 1
Coding region: 59-367 (102 amino acids)
Source: RefSeq, a predicted model, not a curated record
GAGGUAUUAUAGGUUGUGUUAUAUUAUUAUAUUAUUAUAAUUAUGUUAUGCAAGUGACAUGGACGGAGACAUUUCCCAUCAGAGCAAUGUUCCUCUUAUGCAGGAUAUUUACUUUUUUGAUUGUGUCUCGCCUGCAUUUCUCGGAGGAUGCCCGUACGCAGUACCUGGAUCAUCAUCUUUUCCCUACACAGACCACACCCUGAAGAGGCGAGGAGGGUACACAUCUACACAAGAUCUUUCCUACUUUGCGAAAAUUAGACGAAGCAACCAAAGAUCUACGUGGAACAUGAGAUCAGGUUCUCAGCAACGCAUGAUCGUGCGGCAACGAUCAGCCGUUUAUGGGGCAUGGGAUCGUUGUGACAGGUAAAACCAGAACAGGCGCCCCACCCCCUUCCAGAUCAGCUGUGCUGUCGUCAUGAUACCGGUACCAGUCCGU